This is a messenger RNA of Microtus ochrogaster (prairie vole), 3094 nucleotides long. RefSeq names its product G-patch domain containing 1 (gene Gpatch1). Gene Ontology annotation, molecular function: RNA binding. Gene Ontology annotation, biological process: mRNA processing. Lineage: Eukaryota; Metazoa; Chordata; Mammalia; Rodentia; Cricetidae. The record is from RefSeq and is a predicted model, not a curated record. Gene Ontology annotation, cellular component: nucleus.
GGGAGCAGGAUGGCGGCUCUGGACAGUGACAGCGAGGAGGACCUGGUCAGCUAUGGGACGGGCCUGGAGCCUCUGGAGGAAGGUGAAAGACCAAAGAAACCCGUUCCUCUUCAGGACCAGACUGUCAGGGAUGAGAAAGGAAGGUAUAAACGCUUUCACGGCGCCUUUAGUGGCGGCUUCUCCGCAGGAUACUUCAAUACUGUUGGCUCUAAAGAAGGAUGGACACCUUCUACCUUCGUGUCUUCAAGACAGAACAGGGCAGACAGGUCUGUUCUUGGACCUGAAGAUUUUAUGGAUGAAGAGGAUCUUAGUGAAUUCGGGAUAGCACCUAAAGCAAUCGUUACCACAGAUGAUUUUGCUUCCAAAACCAAAGACAGAAUACGGGAGAAAGCCAGGCAACUGGCAGCCACUGCUGCCCCUAUUCCUGGAGCCACGCUGCUCGAUGAUCUCAUCACACCGGCAAAACUGUCUGUGGGCUUUGAACUCCUAAGAAAAAUGGGUUGGAAGGAAGGACAAGGAGUUGGCCCUCGGGUGAAGAGAAAGCCACGCCGACAGAAACCAGACCCUGGUGUUAAGAUCUAUGGCUGUGCGCUGCCGCCCGGAGGCUCUGAAGGGUCUGAGGAUGAAGAUGAUGACUACCUGCCUGACAAUGUGACUUUUGCUCCUAAAGACGUCAUGCCUGUGGAUUUUACCCCUAAAGAUAAUGUACACGGGCUGGCCUACAAGGGCCUGGACCCCCGCCAAGCACUGUUCGGAAGGCCAGGAGAACAUCUGAAUCUUUUUGGUGGAGCAUCUGAGGGGACCAGCCAUCUUCUUGAAGAUGUCGGCCUGAGUAAAGGAAGAAAAUUGGGAAUUUCUGGCCAGGCUUUUGGUGUAGGCGCCCUGGAAGAGGAAGAUGAUGACAUCUACGCCAUGGAAACUCUGUCCAAGUAUGAUACUGUGUUGAAGGAUGAGGAGCCUGGAGAUGGCCUCUAUGGAUGGACAGCUCCCAAGCAGUACAAAAGUCAGAAAGAACCAGAGCGAGAUCUUCGAUAUGUUGGCAAAAUUUUGGAAGGAUUUUCCUUGGCUUCUAAACCUCUAUCUUCAAAGAAAAUUUAUCCACCCCCUCAACUGCCCAGAGACUAUCGACCGGUGCAUUACUUCAGGCCCGUGGUUGCCCCAACGUCUGAGAAUGCUCACUUAAUUCAGGUGUUGUCAGAGUCAUCUGGGAAAGCAGGACAAGACAUGGGGACACACAGUAGGCAUCAACUCAAUGCCUCCAAGCGGGGGGAGUUGCUAGGAGAGAUGCCUGUUCAAGGGUCAGCUACUUCAGUGUUGGAGUUUCUGUCCCAAAAAGACAAAGAAAGAAUUAAAGAAAUGAAGCAGGCGACUGACCUGAAGGCAGCUCAAGCCAAGGCCCGGAGUCUGGCCCAGAGCGCUUCAAUCAGCAGAGCGCAGGCCUCCACACCGGACCUCGCAGCCAGCCCAUGGCACCUGGCCCCGGGCAGUGGGGCAGCCCCCACAAGAGCCAGCAACUUCAAGCCUUUUGCCAAAGAACCAGAAAAGCAGAGGCGAUAUGAAGAGUUCUUAGUACACAUGAAGAAGGGUCAGAAAGAUGCUCUGGAACGGUGCCUGGACCCUAGCAUGACGGAGUGGGAGCGAAGCCGCGAGCGGGAGGAGUUUGCUCGGGCAGCCCAGCUCUACGUGUCCUCCCACUCCACCCUGUCCUCCAGGUUCACUCAUGCCAAGGAGGAAGACGACUCCGAUCAGGUUGAAGUUCCUCGAGACCAAGAGAAUGACGUCAGUGAUAAGCAGUCAGCUGUGAAGAUGAAGAUGUUUGGGAAGCUCACCCGAGACACUUUUGAGUGGCACCCCGACAAGCUUCUGUGUAAGAGGUUUAAUGUCCCUGACCCUUAUCCAGGCUCAACAUUAGUCGGCCUACCCAGAGUGAAGCGGGACAAAUACUCAGUCUUCAAUUUCCUGACGCUCCCAGAGCCAACCCCUUCUCCCACAGCCCCAACACCCAGUGAAAAAGCCCCACAGCAGCAGCAGCAGCAGCAGCAGCAGCAGCAGCAGCAGCAGCAGCAGCAGCAGCAGCAGCAGCAGCGGGGUUCUGACAAAUCCAGGAAGCCAUCUCGAUGGGACACAUCCAAACAGGAGAAGAAGGAAGAUUCCAUUAGUGAGUUUUUAAGUCAGGCCAGAUCAAAAGUUGGCCCUCCGAGACAAGAACCCAGCACCUCAGGAAACAAGGAGGAGGAACAGGUCCCGAAGCCAUGCCCAGACAAGACUGUAGACAAAGGUGUGGAUACGCAGAUGGAAGGGGAACAUAGCCGCCCUUCCAUGGAUAUAUUCAAGGCCAUCUUUGCCAGUUCUUCAGAUGAACAGUCUUCAUCCUCAGAGGAGGAGCCAGACGACAGUGAAGACAAUCAAGAGCACACCGAGGUGGCCAGCUUUAAAAGUUCCCAGGAGGCUGCUGCUGGGGAGACCCCUGUGACGCAUGCUGCUGAGCCAGAGCCCUGUGCACCCACAGUGCCCUUCCCCAUCCAGAAGGUACAGAUGGAUGAGCGUGAAGAGUUCGGACCGCGGCUGCCUCCCGUCUUCUGCCCCAAUACUCGUCAGAAACUUGAGACACCUCAGAAAGAGAAACCUAAGAAGAGCAAAGAAAAACACAAGACCAAGAAAGAGCACAGACGAAAGAAAGAGAAGAAAAAGAAACACAAGAAGCACAAGCACAAAAGUAAGCAAAGGAAUAAGAAGUCGGAGAAAAGCAGCAGCAGCAGCUCCGAGGGCGGCAGCAGUGACAGCGGGAGUGAUGAGGGGGCGGUGGCGGACCUGUGCCCCCAGGAGCUGCUGAGACGACUGAAGAAUCUCCCGCUAAGGAGGCAGUAAUGGAGUCCUGCCCUGGCCCGCCUCAGCCUGGAAUCGCCUCCAUGCUGAAGUCCCUUGAUUUCCCAGCUCACACAUUGUACAGAAUGUAUUUAUAUGUAAAUCUUGCUGUAAAAUAAGUUUUUAAACUUUGACAUUUCACAGGCUGCCCUGAAAGGUUGCAGAAAUUGAUUCCUAUUUUUAACUUCAGUCCCUGUUGUGGGGCGAGAAGACUGAACAGUUUAAUUAA